AUAUUUCGGAUAUUAUAAAUUGCAACCGUUAAGCAAAGUAGCUUUGUGUGGCCAUGGUGACAAUUAACUGCGAUUGCCUUGUCUCUUUGCGUAAAUCUGGACCAGGAACGUUAACAUUUUAUUAAUUUAUUGCUCAUGAGGUGUUCAUGUGGAAAGGAAAUCACUAAAACAUUGCCAAAAUGUCGAAUUCUUCAACAAAAUUAAUUCCGCGACCGAGGACAAGCAGCAACCCUUUGAGCAGGUCGCUACCUGUUGCGACCGCCGGAGCUUCGGGGACAGCACCUGCUGAUAGGGUGCUGAAGUAUAGGGCAGAACACUCUGGUGAUCGUUCACUGAAGAAAACGGCGCAGGUCUCGCCACUUCAGAUGAGUACACCGUCAAUGCGCUCAGGAACCACCUUCAAGACAAACAAACUGCAAACAAAGAACAGUACAUGGACACCUAUUCUACAUAAACCAUCAAACGAACAGCUCUACUUGGAAAGGAGAGAUUUAACUGCUCAUUGGUUUGACUUGUGGACCGACUCCCAGCGGAAGCGAUUCCUGCAGUUCCUGCUGGUGCAUUGUAAGCGUAGCCAGCUUGUCUUCAUUCAGCAGUUCUUCGACAGUAAAAUCCCCCUGACCCACGUGGACUUCACCAAGAUCCUGCCACGGUUCCUCUGCCUCUACAUCUUCUCGUUCCUAGACCCUCGUAGCCUCAGCCGCGCAUCCAUGGUCUGUUGGCACUGGAAGUUUGUCACUGAACAGGAUGAGCUGUGGAUACACAAGUGCCUCCGACACGGCUGGCUCCUGCCGUAUGUCCCCAGAGAGAACGAAUUCGGAGCUUGGAAGAAACACUACAUCAAAUGCUUCAGGUCACUGGAUGUUACACAGCCUAAUGAAAAGUCUGACAGAUAUGGCAAGCUGGGGGACGGUUCAACACUAGCGGAGAAGGAGUAUUUAAGGAGAUUGAAAGCGGGCAGGACCAAGGAACCACCUCUUAAUCCACAUCCCUAUGCUGAGAGGGGGCCAUGGCUUGACCCUGAUCCACGACCCCAGGACACUGAGAAGGCUUUCAAGAGCAUGGCGGACUCGGCCAACCCGACCUUUGGCCUAUCCAAGGCGCACCAGCGAUCAUGGACUGAACCUGCCCGCAACUUUGAAUAUGGCCUGGAGUCCGGCGAUAGAAAGAAACAGCAUAGAGUGAACCAGGAUGUAGAAGAAACGAUAGGCAACGGCAGGAGUCUAGCCACCUCGCUAUCAGCCUGUAUAGCAAUAGAACUGAGUGAGAGCCCAGACAAGAUCAACAAGGCCUGGGCGAAACCUCAAGUUCAGCCAGUCUCUAGAAGACCUGAUCUAUCUAGAGGUGGAGACUACUCUGCAUUCAAGGAAACGUCCAAACAUGAUGUAGGGUCAAAGGUCAUCAGAGGGGAUUCCCCUUUCAGGAUUCUGCUUAUAUCUAGUGAAGUACCAGCUUAUCAACUCCUUGUGUCAGCGGCCAAACCAGACGUGUUACCCAUAGUGUAUGAGUAUAAUGGCAGCACCAUAGAGUCCCUCCUGGAGAUGUUACAAGCUACUGUAGGGUCACAUCAAGCCAGGAGCAUUGGUUUAUUCACUCUUGGAGAGGACUCGGUGCGAAUCAUCAGAGAGAUGGCCAUCACGGCCAAGAUGAUAGAACAUCCGGACAUCAAGAACUUCUGGGAGUCUUUCUCUCAGUGCAUCGAGUCGGCCAAAGAGGGCGGAUCCAUGGAUUUCUUUGCCCCGCUCGAGGCUACAGCUGGAGGCCACGAGAUGAUGUCCCGUCUAUCGUCUCUGCUGGGUCUCCGCUUGUCCAGCCCCGCCACUCUCUCACCCACUCGAUUUGAUUAUGUCACAGGUGAAUGGCUGGACACCGCCCACACGCGGCCCAACCCUUCGCCCCACUCCCUCUACUUCCAAGCGGGUCCCCUGCAGGCCUGGCAGGCUCUUGCUGGUCGAGUGGCCGAGGCAACCACGCGAUGCAGUGAAGACCUCAGGGGAUUCUUCGUCCAGAGGAGAGAGCAACUACUCCACAGGGUAACAGGUGAUGUAGUUCUGCAGGAGUUGGGAGAGGAUGGACUAAGCGUAUGUGAUCAGAUCAUGGAAGCACUGAGAGAAGCCCUGGAGGAACUAGCCAGACACCCUGAUCAAGCAAGUGAAAGUCAAGAUGAUCUGUCCAUAGGAGAAGACAUUGAGGAGGAGAUCGAGGAGGAGUACGAUGAGGGGAGCGAGCAGGAGCUGAUCAAACCCACUAAGUCCCGUUCUGAACCCAUCCAAUCAAAAACAUUCUUACGGACACAUUCCAAACCAAGUACUAUGAAACAGACAUUUCAAUCUAUGCAGUUGACCACCCCCCCUGGGAAGACCCAGUCGGAGCGGAGGAGAGCGCUGGCCAAUGAGAUCCUUGAUUCAGAGCGGGUUUACCUGCGAAGACUCAACAUCAUUCACAAUGUCUACUUUGAGAGACUGGCGGCAGCUCUUCGAUCGAACCAUGCAAUCAUUGGACAGACGAAUAUCAGUCUCAUCUUCACCGAUACAAAUAAUAUACUUAAUGUAACAAGGGGUCUUUUUGAAGAAUUGAAAGGACGAGUAGAGAGUUGGAGUGCCCAAAUGUGCCUAGGAGACUGCUUUAUCAAGUUCCAAUCAAAACUCAAGGCCUAUACCAACUUCCAUAACAACUAUGCAAUUAUCCUCUCCACAAUAGAUAAGUGUCGAGAGCAAGAGCCUUCAUUCCGUGCCUUCCUCAAACAGCACGACAGCUCAGCCUCUUCCGAGAUGAUGACUAUGGAUGAGCUGUUGCUAGGCGUGGCCCAUCACAUCCACCACUACACUCGCCUCCUCUUAGCCAUUCAUCAUGCCACACCCGACGACCACCCAGACAAAGAGGACUUGAUGACCGCCAUUGAUACAUUCCGGCAGCUGCAAGAUCUUAUCGACCAGAACAAGCAGCGAGGUGAAAGAGAGCGUGUCUUGAAAGGGCUUCAGAAGCGCAUCGUCGGUUGCCCCAGUCUUCUAGAGGCCAACAGGUUCCUGGUCCAACAAUUAGAGACGGUUGCCCUGAUGGAGUCAGUAACCCACGGCAAGACCAGUGAAUCCAAAGGGCCCAUGAAGCAUGUGAAUGACCUUUGCCUGUUUCUGUUCAACGAUGCUCUUGUCGUCACCCACGAGGGCUCCCGUCAUGUGCCUUACACCCGCCGCUCGGAGACCUUCUACAGGUUCAUGGUGGCUCUGAGUCUGACAAGAUUGCAGGUUCAGGAUGUGCCAGAUUCCAAAUAUGUCCAGCAUGCUAUCCUGUUGAUUUCACCGAAGAAGAGGCUGCUGUGCUCAGCCGAAGACUACUCAUCCAAGGUGGCCCUCCUCAGCAUACUGGAGGAAACGAUUCGAGCUGCUUUAGAUGUGGACUGAAACAAUAACAACAAUGACAACGGCAACGCCAACAACGGCAACAUGAACAACAACAUUCUGUGUAGCCUGGUACAUCCUCAAUGCUUGUAAACUUUUUAUGGACACAUCACCACCCCUGGUCAGGGAAUCCAGGGUUUCCUGUACACCUUGUGUUCACCCCUCCGCUCCCUGGGGAGCAUUCCAGCAAGUUGUCUUUUUAGAGGAGCACACAAUGCUGACCCAACAACAACUUAUGGUGCUCACAUCCUACCCAUUAAACACCUGGGUGGGGAGAAGCAAUAUACAUCAAGUGCCUUGUGCCGCAAUGCCUUAAGUGCACCUCCAGUCGACUCUUCACCCGCUUGGCCCAUGUAAAGGAUCAAACGGCGGACUGCCACUGUCAAAUUUUGUCAAAAGAUCAAUGUGCGUGUCUUACAAUCACCAAAUAGUGUCUAGGGUUUCAUUCUGCAGGGAAUACAGAGUUAAACCACUCAAUUAUAUCUCUACAGUAUACCGUAGUGCCUUUUCAACUGAUGAAACUGCUUAGAUGGUAUCCUCAAUACAAGUAGUGCCUUUGAUGCUGAUUAUUUAGAGUUGCAAAUCUGCAAAUAUUGUAAAACGCAUUAAAUUAAGUGGUGGUUAUUUUACCUGACUGCUAAGAAAGCGUGAAUGCUUGUAAGGAAGAAACCAGAGGACCGACGGCUUUAGGUCAUCUCCGAGGGACAACUGCAGUAAAGGGAAUUGUCAACAGUAUCGUGCCUUUAAGAAUGAUUUCCUUGAUGCUUGCAUUGCAUUGUUUUGUGCAAGUACGUUAAUUACCUUCUUGGACUAGAUGCAUCUUUUUGAUGUUGUGGCUUAAAGUGUACCAAUCUCUUGAAAAAAUAAAUGAUGUAUAUCUAGAAUUUUUAAAAAUCAACCUAAGGAAAUUUUACCUGGCAUUCUAUAGUUAAACAGCUAAGGAGUUUGAAGAAAAUAAGGAUAACAUAAAAUCCCAGAUGUAGGGCUCGCACGGAACCCAAGUCGGACUUGAGUCCGAGGUAUGCUGUAGUAAUUAGUUGUUGCUAUGUCGGGCAUGCGUCAGGCAAUGCAUUUUAGUCGUCAAGAGAAAGUUUUGUUUGAAACGCAUCUAUGAAAGUAGUAAACGGUUCUAUUGAACUAGGCAUGGAUAUUUAUUAUAUUAUACAAUGUAUAACAGUUGCUGAUGAUAAAAUUGUGCAGAUCGAGUGCCAGAGUGGAUGUGCCUUUUAGCAUUCCUAGUAUUGUUCCAACUUUCAACAGAGGCUGCCUUUUGUACAAUAGGGUACAUUACGUAACAUGUACCAUAUUACAGGAAACAUUUAUGUGUGUUCAAUAGCCAUAAUCAAACAUGAGCUUGACAAGCUCUUCCCUUUGAGUGGUAUAUCAGUCAAAGUGAGGUACAUUCAGACACAAUUAUCUUCAAGACACUAAUUUUUUAGGGCACAAUGUGCAAAAUUGUUAGUCGAGACAUCUGAUCUUCAGUAUUCCACGCCAGAACCACCUCAGAUUGUAAUCAUUUGUAGUUAAUUAUGAUAAAGGCAUUGAACAUCACCGAUCCGACCUUUUCAUGAUAUCCUGAACAUGUAAGAGCAAAGUUAUGGAGGUUUAUAAAAAGCGGAUACAAGUGUUGUGUCUGUUAUGCUUCGAUCAUUUGAGCUAUUUCAAGGAAAUGCGUAAUCAAAUUAUUUUACACCAUGUACAGUACAAUGUAUAGAUGUUUAUAGUAUGAUAUUAUAAGCUUCUAUUCAAAAGAGGCUUAAAACAUAUUUCUAGUAACUAAAUAUGAUUGAUCUAUUUUUAUAAGGCUACUUUAAACAUAUUUCUAGUAACUUAAAAAAA
Strongylocentrotus purpuratus (purple sea urchin) is the source of this 5237-nucleotide messenger RNA. Its product is annotated as epithelial cell-transforming sequence 2 oncogene-like. NCBI's taxonomy places the organism in Eukaryota, Metazoa, Echinodermata, Echinoidea, Camarodonta, Strongylocentrotidae. Bases 180 to 3401 code for a protein of 1073 amino acids. The transcript has 20 exons. The record is from RefSeq and is a predicted model, not a curated record. Gene Ontology annotation, molecular function: guanyl-nucleotide exchange factor activity; protein binding.